Aspergillus ochraceoroseus IBT 24754 is the source of this 827-nucleotide messenger RNA. RefSeq names its product C-8 sterol isomerase ERG2 (gene erg2). NCBI's taxonomy places the organism in Eukaryota, Fungi, Ascomycota, Eurotiomycetes, Eurotiales, Aspergillaceae. Gene Ontology annotation, biological process: ergosterol biosynthetic process. Gene Ontology annotation, cellular component: endoplasmic reticulum. The record is from RefSeq and is a predicted model, not a curated record. The transcript has 3 exons. The coding region runs from base 78 to 725 and encodes 215 amino acids.
UGCUAAUCCGGAUUCCUGGAUAUUAUCCUCUGUCUGUUCAAUUCCUUUACCCUCCCUUCCCCCCAAUACUCUCCCCAAUGCGCACCCUCAGCAUUGCAAUCGCCUUUUUGGCGCUCUUCACAGGGCUCUACAAGUACCUGGACGCGCGCCUGGAGCAAUUCUACAUCUUCGACCCAGCCCAUUUGCACGAUCUGUCCCAGCGUGCAAUUGCUGCACACGGAAAUGACACUCGCUCUAUUGUCCAGUAUAUUGUUUCCGAAUUAGACGAGAAGAUUCCCGGUACCCACCUGAACAUGGACGAGGAAUGGGUCUUCAACAACGCGGGUGGUGCGAUGGGUGCCAUGUACAUUAUUCACGCGAGUAUCACCGAGUAUCUGAUUAUCUUCGGCACCGCGAUCGGAACUGAAGGCCACACCGGUCGCCACACCGCUGACGACUACUUUAACAUUCUCCAAGGCACCCAGCUCGCCUACGUCCCCGGCUCCUACGAGCCUGAAGUCUACCCUCAGGGCUCCGUCCACCACCUCCGCCGCGGCGAGGUUAAGCAAUAUAAGAUGGAUUCGUCGUGCUUUGCUCUGGAAUACGCCCGUGGCUGGAUCCCUCCCAUGCUUUUCUUUGGCUAUGCGGAUACUUUCUCGAGUACUCUAGACUUCCCUACCCUGUGGGCUACCUCCCGUAUCACCGCCCGCGAGAUGAUUGCCAACGCUCUGAAGGGAAAGAUGUAAGGGACACCACACAUCGGGAUGCUAAAAAGCAAUUGGAUUAAUGUGCACUGUAUUAUUAUAUAGUUAGAUAUCUAUGUAUAAUGAUUAUAAUUAACCUUAUUA